UCUGCCAGUUCUUCUCAGGAGACCCGGAAUCAUGAAGGUGCUGCUGGUGAUCGCUUUGGCUCAGCUGGCCGUCGGCUUUGAGCUGACCGACCCCGACUGGGUCGCCUUCAAGAGCACCCAUGGCAAGGCAUACUCGCACCCCGCCGAGGAGGCCGCCCGUCUGGCCAUCUUCAAGGACAACCAGCGCCUGAUCGCCGAGCACAACGCCGGCAACCACUCCUUCAAGCUGGGCGUCAACAAGUUCGCCGACCUCACCAACGCCGAGUACCGCCAGCUGCUCGGCCACAGGGCGGCCGAGAGGCGCGGCCUGAAGGCGUCCGUCAAGCACAUGAAGAGGGGCGUCACUGAGGCCACCAAGGACUGGCGUGAGGCUGGCGCCGUCACCGCCGUCAAGGACCAGGGCCAGUGCGGCUCGUGCUGGGCCUUCUCGACCACCGGCGCUGUGGAGGGCAUGUGGGCCCUGGCUGGAAACCCGCUGAUUGCGCUCAGCGAGCAGCAGCUCAUGGACUGCUCCUACAGCUACGGAAACCUGGCCUGCAACGGUGGCUUCGAGUCUGAGGCCUUCCAGUACAUCCAGGACGAGGGCGGCAUCAUGUCUGAGGACGACUACCCCUACACCAUGUCGUCGCACCUGCACUGCAACUACGACCCGGCCAAGGCGGCCGCCAAGAUCUCCUCCUGGGUGCAGAUCUCCGAGGGCGACGAGUCCGAGCUGGAGGACGCCGUCUCCAACAUCGGACCCAUCGCCAUCGCCAUCGACGCCUCGCACUUUUCGUUCCAGCUGUACUCGAGCGGCGUGUACGACGAGCCUCGCUGCAUGAACGGCUACAACGAGCUGGACCACGGCGUGCUGGCCGCCGGCUACGGCACCGAGAACGGCCAGGACUACUGGCUCGUCAAGAACUCGUGGGGCGCCAGCUGGGGUAUGGACGGCUACAUCAAGAUGAGCAGGAACGCCGGCAACCAGUGCGGCGUGGCCACCGACGCCAACUACCCUCUGCCCUGAACACGUCGUCAUUAUCGCAUGGGUGGUAAUGCUAAGCAUUAUCUGAGUGUGCAAAGUCUGUAAUAAAAAAUUUCCGAAUAAAAUCGUUCCUGAAUAUA
Molecule: messenger RNA, 1104 nt
Organism: Amphibalanus amphitrite
Lineage: Eukaryota; Metazoa; Arthropoda; Thecostraca; Balanomorpha; Balanidae
Product: procathepsin L-like
Exons: 4
Coding region: 32-1006 (324 amino acids)
Cellular component (GO): lysosome
Molecular function (GO): cysteine-type endopeptidase activity
Source: RefSeq, a predicted model, not a curated record